Messenger RNA from Hypoxylon trugodes, 2213 nucleotides. RefSeq lists its product as uncharacterized. The transcript has 5 exons. The record is from RefSeq and is a predicted model, not a curated record. The coding region runs from base 214 to 2145 and encodes 643 amino acids. NCBI's taxonomy places the organism in Eukaryota, Fungi, Ascomycota, Sordariomycetes, Xylariales, Hypoxylaceae.
GAGACAUCACUCAACUUCAGCCUUCCAAGACUAAACCACAAAAAGUCGUGCAGUCAUGGUGGCGUAUAAUCCUUGCCUCUGGGCGGAUUUCUGCGAACAUGAUCGGACAAUUGACGGUGGGUAAGAUUCUAUCGUAAUACAUAACGAAUCUUCUCUUGGUGUGUAGCACAUUAUCCUGCAGUGCUCUGCCGUGUCGCUAAAUCCUUCUCGCAAAUGGAUACGUAUCACGCCGACAAGUACCACUUAGCACCUGAAGCGUUUCACUUACGGGAUGGCGAAGACUCAAAAAGGCGUGCGACAGCGGCCCAAGAUUUCGAAUUCCAUGAGCAUGCUACUUCACGAUCUACGAUGAAUCCAAGAGAAACGCGUCGCGCCCCACGGAAACUCGUGCUGUGUUUCGAUGGUACGGGUAACAAAUUCAGAGGAGACGAUAGCGACAGUAACAUCUUGAAAAUCUUCAGAUGUCUUGACCGCGAAGCUGGUGAUCAGUACCAUUACUACCAACCAGGAAUCGGGACAUAUGUUGUAUCUAACUCGUUGUCGCAUACAAGUUUAGGGGCUAGAAUUAGGUCAUGGUACUUGAAAGCCAAAGACUCGGCCGUUGGGUCGAGUUUCGACCAGCACGUCGUAGGCGGCUACCGGUUUCUGAUGCGUUUCUACCAACCAGGCGACGAAAUCUACUUCUUCGGAUUCUCUAGAGGCGCAUAUGUAGCACGCUUUUUGGCGGAAAUGCUCGACUACGUCGGUUUACUAUCUCAUGGAAACGAGGAGAUGGUAACGUUCGCUUGGAAAGCGUUCUCACAAUGGCAAGCUCGACAGGCAGAUCAAACAGAAGAACAAGAAGCUAAACGAAACGAAAUGUACCGUUUCAUGAAGGGGUUUCGAGAAACUUUCAGCCGUCCUGUGAAAAGGAUUCGGUUUCUAGGAUUAUUCGAUACCGUCAACUCGGUACCUCGAUUCGAGGCUGCCUGGAUGCAAAGGUCAAAGCACCCAUAUACCGCGAAGAGUAGUGCUAAGAGGAUUAGGCAUUGCGUCUCCAUAGAUGAGCGACGUGCGAAGUUCCGACAGGAUCUUAUGUACCAAGGAGUUAAUAAGGGGCGUCGAGAACACCAUCCACACAGACACCUUCACGAUAUCGUCCACGAGAAGUACCGCGCGAAACGAGCUGCGAUUUCAGAUUCCACACCAAACGCUCAUCCGGAGAGGGGUCGUCGCGAGACUCUAGCGCCUAUUGAUGAGCGCGCAUUCCGUCCCCAUUCUCGGUCCAAGUCGCGAACCCCAAGAGCCUCCGUUGAUGGGAUGAGCCAAUUCGGAGAGGGAGGGCAGGAUGCCAGCCAAUUUACAGAUGAUGACGAAGAGUCGGACGAUGAACAGGAUAUCGAUGAAAUAUGGUUCGCGGGUGGCCACGGAGAUGUUGGGGGCGGAUGGGAGGUUCCUGAGGAUAGCAAAUCUACGAGCCACGUACCUCUAACCUAUAUGAUCAGGGAAGCCCAGAAAGCAGGUCUCAACUUUGAUGUCGAAAAAUUGAUUGAAAUGGGAGUCACUGAGAUAUUUGCGGAUGCUGCUACUAAUGGUCAUCAUGCUAGUCAUGGCGACAUUGCCCUUCCGGACAUUCGUAUUGAUAUGUCGAGCCCGACACUCCAACCCUCUACUAACCCAGGGGCCGGGCACAAGGACUGGGGUCAUUUCAAUUACACGGGCGAAGAAGAGAAGAACCAAGAAGAGCCUAUUCGACCAUUUCAUCAUAUGCUACACAAAGCUCACUUGGCUAGGAUACAUGAUUCUCUGGAGUUUGCGUCUGGUUUAGGUAAAGGUCAGGUAAUGAGCUGGAACAUAAUGGAAUACAUGCCUUUCAGACGAAUGGAUUUACAGCCAGACGGAUCGUGGAAACCGAUCCGUUGGCCACUCCCGUGCGGAGAGGUAAGGGAUAUCCCCCAGAGCGCUAGGAUACACGGUUCGGUGAUUCGACGAAUGAAACAAGAUAAAGCUUACCGCCCCGGGAACUUGAUUGUCGGUGGCGGUGGGCGUGGAAUGCGCAUAGCACCGGAAGAGUACGGCAUUGGAGAGUGGGAAUGUGUUCAAGACCACGAUGAUCCUAUAGGCGAGGUUUGGGUGAAGAAGACGCCUGUCUCAAAUGGAUCAUAAUGUGUAUACUCUAUUCGUAAUUAGAAUCUAGGUAGCAAAAAAUAAAAUCUGGGUGGUUAUCAGGUUUC